Messenger RNA from Cygnus olor (mute swan), 3062 nucleotides. It is a transcript of the gene KCNQ4, whose product is annotated as potassium voltage-gated channel subfamily Q member 4. The annotation marks the transcript as partial. Gene Ontology annotation, molecular function: voltage-gated potassium channel activity. Gene Ontology annotation, cellular component: membrane. The record is from RefSeq and is a predicted model, not a curated record. The transcript is spliced from 15 exons. NCBI's taxonomy places the organism in Eukaryota, Metazoa, Chordata, Aves, Anseriformes, Anatidae. Gene Ontology annotation, biological process: transmembrane transport; potassium ion transport.
GCCUCUGCCGCCCCCCGCCCCGCCGGGCCCCCCCGGUGCCGGCGGCGGCUGCAGAACUGCCUGUACAACGUGCUGGAGCGGCCCCGCGGGGGGGCCUUCGUGUACCACGCCUUCAUCUUCCUCCUCGUCUUCAGCUGCCUGGUGCUCUCCGUCUUCUCCACCAUCCAGGAGCACCAGAAGCUGGCCAACGAGUGCCUCUUCAUUCUGGAGUUUGUCAUGAUCGUGGUGUUCGGCAUGGAGUACAUCGUCCGCGUCUGGGCGGCCGGCUGCUGCUGCCGCUACCGGGGCUGGAGGGGACGGCUCCGCUUUGCCCGGAAACCCUUCUGCGUGAUAGAUUUCAUCGUCUUCAUCGCCUCGGUGGCCGUCAUCGCCGCCGGCACCCAGGGCAACAUCUUCGCCACCUCGGCGCUGCGCAGCAUGCGCUUCCUGCAGAUCCUGCGCAUGGUGCGCAUGGACCGCCGCGGCGGCACCUGGAAGCUGCUGGGCUCCGUCGUCUACGCCCACAGCAAGGAGCUGAUCACCGCCUGGUACAUCGGCUUCCUGGUGCUCAUCUUCGCCUCCUUCCUCGUCUACCUGGCCGAGAAGGACGCCAACGCGCAGUUCGCCACCUACGCCGACUCCCUCUGGUGGGGCACGGUCACGCUCACCACCAUCGGCUACGGGGACAAGACGCCGCAGACGUGGCUGGGGCGGAUGCUGGCGGCCGGCUUCGCCCUGCUCGGCAUCUCCUUCUUCGCGCUGCCCGCCGGUAUCCUGGGCUCUGGCUUUGCCCUCAAGGUGCAGGAGCAGCACCGGCAGAAGCACUUUGAGAAGAGGCGGACGCCUGCAGCAAAUCUCAUCCAGGCUGCGUGGCGGCUGUACUCGACGGAUGCCAGCCGAGCGUACCUGAUGGCCACCUGGUGCUACUACGACAGCCUCCUGCCCUCCUUCAGAGAGCUGGUCCUAAUGUUUGAGCAUUUGCACCGAGCCCGCAACGGAGGAUUUAGGAGUUCAGAGGUGAAAAAAUGGCCUGACGGAGCCCCACCGCCGCCUUAUCAGUCCUUCACCUCUGGCCAGAAAAGCGCCGUCCCCGCGGCUUGUUCAGGGGAAAGCUGGAAGGAGGAGGACGCGCAGCCCCACAAGUGCUUGAGCCUCAGCACCAAGAUGGGCAUCAAGGACCGCAUCCGGCUGGGCCCCCCGGGCAGCCGGGGCCGGCAGCACCUGGGCCCCCCCCUGCAGCGCUCCCCCAGCCCCGAGGACAUCCCCGAGGCCUCGAGCCCCAGCAAGGUGCACAAGAGCUGGAGCUUCAACGACCGCACGCGCUUCCGUGCCUCCCUCAGGCUCAAGCCGCGGCCCCCGGCCGAGGCUGACUGCCCGCCGGAGGACAGCGGCGAGGAGAAGAGCCCCCCCUGCGACCUGACCUUCGAGGACAUCAUGCCGGCGGUGAAGAGCCUGAUCAGGGCUGUCCGGAUCCUGAAGUUCCUGGUGGCCAAGAGGAAGUUCAAGGAGACCCUGCGGCCCUACGACGUUAAGGAUGUCAUCGAGCAGUACUCGGCCGGGCACCUGGACAUGCUGGGCAGGAUCAAGAGCCUGCAGACGCGCGUGGACCAGAUCGUGGGCAGGGGGGGCCCCGCUGCGGACAAGAAGACGCGGGAGAAGGGGGAGAAAGCGGCGCCGGAGCCGGAGCCGGUGGACGAGCUGAGCAUGAUGGGGCGCGUGGCCAAGGUGGAGAGGCAGGUGCAGUCCAUCGAGGACAAGCUGGACCUGCUGCUCGGCCUCUACUCGCAGUGCCUGCGCAAGGGCUGCACCAACUCCUUCAGCCUGGGCGCCGUGCGGGUGCCCCCCGGCGAGCCCGACAUCACCUCCGACUACCACAGCCCCGUGGAGCACGAGGACAUCUCGGCCUCCGCCCAGACGCUGAACAUCUCCCGCUCGGCCAGCGCCAACAUGGACUGAGGGCAGCGGGGCAGGGCGGCGGGGACGGAUCCUGACAGCCUGCGGCGGGGGCGCAGGACAGGGUGCGGGGGGCGCGGGAGCCCCCACGGCAUCACCCAGCCCCACCGAGCCGCGUCCGGCACCGCGGUACUUGGACCUUGCGGUGAGCCCCCAGGCGGUGCGUGGGGCGCGGUGGCAGCAGCGGGAUGGGGUGCAAGCAGGAUCCGACCACGCUGCGAGGCGGAGGAGCCCCCCACGUAAGGGGGGGGGGGUGCGCUCCGGGCUGGAAGCCCCCAGAGCAGGGCACGUGUCCAUCUCCCCAGCAGGGUCCUGCCCGGGUGCCACCCGCUCACCCCCCAGGGCCACCACCAGCUAUGCAAGGCUCCAGCCCCUCGCUGCCGGUGCUGAGCAGGGGUGCUGGGGCACAACCCGAUGCGGUUUUAUCGCUGCAGGUCGGGGUGGCGGCGGGGGCCUGCCCGGUGCAGGGGGCAGGGGUCUGAUCCCCCCGGCCUGCCCUGCCCGGGUUCAUUCCCCUGCUCCCCUCCCGGACCUCCAGAAGCACAGCAGCACCUUCUGCCUGCCCGUGCAUGCUCCCAGGGCAAUAUAUAUAUAGGAGAUAUAUAUAUAUAUAUAUUAUAUAUAUGCAAUAAUGUCUGAAUAUGCAACACCCCCGGGGAGAGCAACCUGGGGGGACAUCGUAGGCAAUAAGCAACCCCCCCGCCCCCCGACAGCACACAGGGCUGGAUCCUGCUCCCCCGGGGGGUCCUGAGGACUCAGGGCCGGGUGGCAAACCUCUGCUGGAGGGGGGGUGUCCCUGUGCCCCCCCCCCCUUGCACGCUGCUUGGGCCGGUUUCCAGCCCCGCACGGCUGGAAACGACCGUGGUAGUGCCAAAAUUCGCUGAGCCGGGGCUGGUGUCCCCGGCGCUCUGGGGAGGGGGGGGCUCGUGGGACCUCUCAGCUUCAGGCUGUGGGAUUUCCACCCCCUCCCCAGCCCCCCCGUAAUGCUUCUGCUCCCAGCAAGGGGGGGGGGGGGGCGCUGGGGUUGCCCCGACCUUGCUCGUUAGCCUCAUUAGUGCAUGUGGCCAGCGAGGGCCGAGCUUGCAGCCCCCCCCGUGCUGCUGCCGCACCCCCCCCCGGCCCCCUCCCCU